Messenger RNA from Paecilomyces variotii, 3116 nucleotides. Its product is annotated as plasma membrane ATPase. Bases 324 to 3116 code for a protein of 930 amino acids. Gene Ontology annotation, cellular component: plasma membrane. The record is from RefSeq and is a predicted model, not a curated record. Gene Ontology annotation, molecular function: ATP hydrolysis activity; ATP binding; P-type proton-exporting transporter activity. NCBI's taxonomy places the organism in Eukaryota, Fungi, Ascomycota, Eurotiomycetes, Eurotiales, Thermoascaceae. The transcript has 4 exons. Gene Ontology annotation, biological process: proton export across plasma membrane; regulation of intracellular pH.
AACAGCUAUUUUUAUCGCUGUCAUAAUGGUUGGAGUGUGUUUUCUGUACUGUGUUGCACACCUGCCUUCAUUAUUGUGGCCUGUCGCUGCUCCUGCUUAAACUCGGCCUCCUUCCUAUCUCUGCUCCUCCACCCCUUCCUAUUUUCGUCCUUUGUCUUCUUUUCUUACUUCCUUCUGCUGCUGUUCUGGAGUGAGUCUUUUCCUCCAGAUUCACUCGUUUGUCUAUCUAACUCAUUUGCACGCUUUCUUUUACUAACUUGCUUAUACUCGUAGUCUUUAUAUCAUUGGUGUGAUCAUUAUACUCGGUCAUCAGGCUUUACAUCAUGGUAGAAUCCAAUGGCGCUGCCCCCUAUGUGGGCUCAACCCGUUUGGGGGCUGAAGUGCCAGCGAGAGACUUCGACGGUGUCACGGAAAGGAAGCAGAUCGAGCCCACGACAAAUGAGAAACAGCUCCCACUGGACGACAACGAUGAAGAAGACGAGGACAUGGACGCGCUUAUUGAGGAGCUCGAGUCACAAGAUGGUCAUAUCGAUCAGGAAGACGAAGCUGAUAAUGAACCUGGCGGUGCUCGUCCUGUCCCUGACGAAUUGCUUCAGACAGAUACUCGCAUCGGUUUGACAGAUGCUGAGGUUCUGCUGCGGCGUAAGAAGUACGGGCUCAAUCAGAUGAAAGAAGAGAAGGAAAACAUGAUGCUGAAGUUUCUCUCCUAUUUCGUCGGACCGAUCCAAUUUGUCAUGGAAGCUGCAGCAGUUCUUGCAGCAGGUCUCGAGGACUGGGUCGAUUUCGGAGUCAUCUGCGCUUUGCUGCUUCUCAACGCAGGCGUCGGUUUCAUUCAGGAAUUUCAAGCUGGCUCGAUUGUCGAGGAACUGAAGAAAACGCUCGCACUCAAGGCAAUCGUUCUUCGUAGCGGAAGACUGGUUGAAAUCGAAGCACCUGGAGUCGUUCCCGGAGAUAUCUUGCAAGUUGAAGAGGGUACCAUCGUUCCAGCUGAUGGCCGUAUCGUCACUGAAGAUGCUUUUCUCCAAGUCGACCAGUCUUCCAUCACCGGUGAGUCCUUGGCCGUCGACAAACACACGGGAGAUACUUGCUAUGCCUCGUCAGCAAUCAAACGGGGAGAAGCCUUCCUCGUCGUCACUGCAACCGGAGAUAAUACCUUUGUGGGUCGUGCAGCUGCUCUAGUCAGCGCAGCAUCAGCCGGCUCUGGUCACUUUACGGAGGUCCUCAAUGGCAUUGGUACUGUUUUGCUGAUUUUGGUUAUCCUGACCUUGCUCAUUGUCUGGGUGUCUUCAUUCUAUCGGUCUAAUGGCAUCGUGACUAUUCUCGAGUUUACCCUUGCCAUCACCAUCAUCGGCGUCCCUGUCGGGCUUCCGGCUGUGGUCACGACUACCAUGGCUGUUGGCGCUGCCUACCUUGCCAAGAAGCAGGCUAUUGUCCAGAAGCUCUCUGCCAUUGAGUCUUUAGCUGGAGUCGAGAUUCUUUGCUCGGACAAGACGGGCACCUUGACGAAGAACAAGCUCUCUUUGGCCGAGCCUUACACCGUGGCUGGGGUUGAUCCUGAGGAUCUCAUGCUCACAGCGUGCCUAGCUGCCUCGCGCAAGAAGAAAGGAAUCGACGCCAUUGACAAAGCCUUCUUGAAGUCUCUCAGAUACUACCCACGAGCCAAAAGUGCACUCACUCAGUACAAGGUCAUCGACUUCCAUCCCUUCGACCCGGUUUCCAAAAAGGUUGUUGCCGUAGUCCAGUCUCCCCAGGGGGAACGAAUCACCUGCGUCAAGGGUGCUCCUCUUUUUGUUCUGAAAACUGUCGAAGAGGACCACCAAAUCCCUGAGGAGAUUGACAAUGCAUAUAAGAACAAGGUCGCCGAGUUUGCUACUCGCGGAUUCCGCUCACUUGGAGUUGCUCGUAAGCGUGGAGAGGGCGCAUGGGAGAUUCUGGGAAUCAUGCCUUGCUCUGAUCCACCUCGUCAUGAUACUGCAAAGACCAUCCAUGAGGCGAAGACUUUGGGUCUUUCGAUCAAGAUGUUAACCGGUGAUGCUGUUGGUAUCGCCCGAGAGACUUCGCGACAGCUCGGUCUAGGGACCAAUGUAUAUAAUGCGGAACGUCUCGGUUUGGGUGGUGGCGGCGACAUGCCUGGUUCUGAGGUGUAUGAUUUUGUCGAAGCAGCAGAUGGGUUUGCGGAAGUAUUCCCUCAGCACAAAUAUAACGUUGUCGAGAUUCUACAACAGCGUGGCUACCUGGUCGCCAUGACGGGGGAUGGCGUCAAUGAUGCUCCAUCUCUCAAGAAAGCCGAUACAGGAAUCGCCGUCGAAGGUGCCUCAGAUGCUGCACGCUCUGCUGCCGAUAUUGUGUUCCUCGCCCCAGGUCUAUCUGCCAUUAUCGACGCUUUGAAGACUUCCCGCCAGAUCUUCCACCGCAUGUACGCGUAUGUGGUGUACCGAAUUGCGCUGUCACUGCAUCUGGAGUUUUUCUUGGGCCUGUGGAUUGCUAUCCUUAACGAAAGUCUGAACCUUCAACUGGUUGUCUUCAUCGCUAUUUUCGCAGACAUUGCGACUCUGGCUAUUGCUUACGACAAUGCACCGUAUUCCAAGACACCAGUGAAAUGGAAUCUUCCUAAACUCUGGGGGAUGUCCAUUAUCCUAGGCGUUGUUCUGGCUGUAGGCACGUGGAUCGCCCUUACUACCAUGUUUGCUGGCGGAGAGGACGGUGGUAUUGUGCAGAAUUUCGGACGACGUGAUGAGGUCCUUUUCCUUGAGAUCUCGUUGACUGAAAACUGGUUAAUUUUCAUCACCCGGGCCAAUGGACCGUUCUGGUCCUCGAUUCCAUCGUGGCAGUUGACAGGAGCCAUUCUGGUUGUUGAUAUUGUUGCAACCCUAUUCUGCAUAUUCGGUUGGUUUGUCGGUGGCCAGACCUCGAUCGUGGCUGUUGUCCGUAUUUGGAUCUUCUCAUUUGGCGUCUUCUGUGUAAUGGGCGGGCUCUAUUAUCUUCUCCAGGGGUCUGCCGGGUUUGAUAAUUUGAUGCACGGGAAGAGUCCCAAGGGUAGCCAGAAACAGCGUUCCCUGGAAGAUUUCGUUGUCUCGCUGCAACGAGUCUCCACGCAGCAUGAGAAGAGUUCAUGA